Dermatophagoides farinae (American house dust mite) is the source of this 759-nucleotide messenger RNA. Its product is annotated as cleavage and polyadenylation specificity factor subunit 5. Gene Ontology annotation, molecular function: mRNA binding. Gene Ontology annotation, cellular component: mRNA cleavage factor complex. Lineage: Eukaryota; Metazoa; Arthropoda; Arachnida; Sarcoptiformes; Pyroglyphidae. Gene Ontology annotation, biological process: mRNA 3'-end processing. The record is from RefSeq and is a predicted model, not a curated record.
UUGAAAUUCGUUAAAAAUACACACACACAUUUUCAUUUUCAUUUCUGUCAAAAAAAAUUGUUAAAUCAAUUUUUUAUUCUUGGUUCUAAAUUCCAUAUGCCUUCGUUGGAAUCCACAUUGAAUAUUUAUCCAUUGAAAAAUUAUUCGUUCAUAACGAAAAAUGACUAUAUGGAAAACAAAGAUCCGUCAUUACCCGGUUAUUUUAACCGAUUAAAACGUGAAUUCAAAUAUUUGGGACAACGUACAACAGUCAAAACGGUAUUGCUAGUUCAUGAUAAUAAUAUGAUCAAUGUUUUGCUACUACGAAUGGUGCCACAAUUUUAUUUAUUACCUGGCGGGCAGAUUCAACCGAAUGAAUGUGAAGAAGAUGCAUUAAAACGAUAUCUAUUUGAUUAUUUUGGCCUCGAUAUCGAUACACAAACCAAACCAAUUGAUGUGAUUGCUCAUUGGUGGCGUCCAAAUUUUGAACAAAAUCAAUAUCCAUACAUUCCGGCGCAUAUAUCACAACCAAAAGAAUUGACUCGAAUCUAUCUUAUGUCAUUAAACGAAAGGGCUACAUUAUCUGUACCCAAAAAUUAUACCGUUGUUGCAACACCAUUGUUUGAGUUAUAUAAUAAUGUUGGCAUCUAUGGAGAAAUUAUGGCAAGUCUUCCACAAGUAUUGAGUCGAUUCAAUUUUAAUAUCAUUACAUAAUUUAAAUUUGUUUCUGAAAAAAAAAUUGAAUAAAAAAAAAUUAUCUCAUCAUUUUUUUUUCGUUGU